GUUUUGAAAACCAGAAUGACGGCCGUUCAUAAUUUUUCUGGUGUAGCUAGCUUCACGCACAAACACUUGGAACUAAGUGCGAUCACAGUGCGAUGCCAAUGUAGACAAACUGACUUUGACAGUGCGCAAACACUGUUUUACUGUCUAUGCCUGCACGCAGACGAAGCGAUUUUUUCCCCAGAGAAAUCUGUUGCAAGCUCUUCUGUUGCAACUGAUCUGGAAAUCCAUUUCAGGGUUAGGAGUGGUAUAAGCAAAUGCAGACUGAAGAUGAGAACACCAAACUUGAGCAGUGAAGUCAAGAUACAAGAAUUUUCUCCCCCUAACUUGGCUGAUGUUGAGCGGUGGAUGGCAGCCGCUUUUGAUUUGGCUACUGAAGCUUUGCAAAAUGGAGAAGUGCCUGUUGGCUGCCUCCUGGUCUACAGAGACAAUGUUCUUGGCAAAGGAAGGAAUGAAGUAAACGACACGAGAAAUGCCACUCGACAUGCUGAGAUGGUGACAUUUGAUCAAGUGUUGGAGUGGUGUCAUUCAAACAAUCGUGAUGUAAAGGAAGUCUGUUCACAAAGCACCCUCUACGUGACUGUGGAGCCCUGCAUCAUGUGCUCCACUGCUCUGCGCUUGAUGAAUAUCCCACUGAUUGUGUAUGGCUGCGGGAAUGAAAGGUUUGGAGGCUGUGGCUCUGUUCUGGAUGUUGCCUCAGAUGGUGAGCUGCACACUGGCUCAUCAUUUAAGUGCAUAUCUGGCCAUCAAGCAGAGGAGGCCGUCGAAAUACUGAAACGAUUUUACAAGCAAGAGAAUCCAAAUGCUCCCAGGUGUAAAGUGAGGAAAGUGUAGACAUGCCGUUCAUUAUGGACAAUCAUCCUGUUGCAGAUCCAAAGCGCUGUGACCAGACAUUGACCAAGCAACUUUCUGAUCAGGAAAAUGGACACUUUCAUUUUUAAUUUUCUUCUCUUUUUGAUUGUGUUGUAACCACUGCACUUUUGUGUAUAAAAAAACUAGUCUUCAGCCAUUGCCUGAAUCAUGGUUUUACCUUUGCGAAAGGGUAAUGUUUUGGUGAAAGUUUGUGGUGGUUUUGUGUAUGCACUCGCGAUGUGUAAAUGCGUGAAUUUUCAGAGCUUUUUUGAAUAAAUAAAAACCAAAAAACUAA
Engraulis encrasicolus (European anchovy) is the source of this 1144-nucleotide messenger RNA. It is a transcript of the gene adat2, whose product is annotated as adenosine deaminase tRNA specific 2. Gene Ontology annotation, biological process: tRNA wobble adenosine to inosine editing. Gene Ontology annotation, cellular component: nucleus; cytoplasm. Lineage: Eukaryota; Metazoa; Chordata; Actinopteri; Clupeiformes; Engraulidae. The record is from RefSeq and is a predicted model, not a curated record. The coding region runs from base 16 to 831 and encodes 271 amino acids. Gene Ontology annotation, molecular function: tRNA-specific adenosine-34 deaminase activity. The transcript has 7 exons.